AUGCGCUUUUUUUUUCUUUUUCCUUUCUGCGAGCCUAUUUUUUACUUUUUCUUCUCGUCCUUUUGUUUUCCUCCUCCUCUCUCACAUCCUUGUCCUUUAAUCAUGUUGACUUCACCCAACAGCUCGACCUCCAGUGUCUCCUCUGAGCCUCGCUCACCUCCAUACCAACAACCCACCCGCCGAUCCCCCAUGCCCAUCAAAUACCCCCGGUUCUACUCCUCCCCGGUGGACGAGGACACCAACUCAACCCCUCUACAAGUCUAUGGCCUCGAGCAAAGAGAGCCCUCCAUCUACUGCAAACCACCCAAGCUCCUCCGCCGAGUCUCCCAUGCUCUCGGCGAUAUCCGCGAGGACCUGUCCCUCGACACGGAGAAGCUGAAGCGCCGCUCAACCGUCUUCUUUGAGCCUGUUUCCCCACGGGAUGUUCCUCCCGCCACAUCCGACGGUCCUCGCUCACGACCUAUGUCCAUUAUCUCAUUCGACAAUUGGUCCGGCCCAACGCGGGGCAUGAGCCAACGCAUCUCCCGCCGCCUGUCGGUAUUCUCAUCUCGCGGCAAACCCGUCAGCUCCAAGGGUGGCUGCAUUUCCUCGCCCAAUCUGAUCGGGUCUUCAACUCAAUAUGCUAGUCGGAGCCAGAACUCCUUCAUUUAA
Molecule: messenger RNA, 651 nt
Organism: Penicillium salamii
Lineage: Eukaryota; Fungi; Ascomycota; Eurotiomycetes; Eurotiales; Aspergillaceae
Source: the annotation of a GenBank genome assembly